AUGGGCCUUCGAGUGGUGCGGAUGCAUCCAGAAAUAAACAUCAACAAACUAACCAACCAGAAAUCGGGGGGGGGGAAAAGGCUUCAGAUUCACUCCAUAGUAACUCCAGUGCAAAAGCCAAUGAAGGUGCUCCCCAUUGCCACAGCUCAGACUUAUGGAGCUCAGCAGCAGAUCUUGGAGCUGCUGACCUCUUACGGCAUCAAGACUACAGAUUACUUACAAGAGAGUGAUGUCAUUUUGCUCUUUUGUCCUAUUCUGCCACAAACCGUGUCCUAUUCUGCCACAAACCGUGCAGCCGUCAGAAAGACUCCAGGUGAAGGCAAACCGGUGGUGUCGGUUCUGAUGCGUCAACGUUUUGACCCUGCUGACAAAGUCCUGGACACAAGCUGCUGUAGCACACAGCACCCCUGUUUAAAGGAGGAAGUGCGGGUGCUUUUCCAUCAGACUUCAGGACUUCUGAAGUGCCACAGCAACCAGGAGGCAAUGCAGACCCUCAAGACCCUCUGUGACAAGUAUGCCACUCCAGCUCCAGUGCAAAAGCCAAUGAAGGUGCUCCCCAUUGCCACAGCUCAGACUUAUGGAGCUCAGCAGCAGAUCUUGGAGCAGCUGACCGCUGACGGCAUCAAGACUACAGAUAACUUACAAGAGAGUGAUGUCAUUUUGCUCUUUUGUCCUAUUCUGCCACAAACCAUGUCUGGCCUUGAUGCAGCCGUCAGAAAGACUCCAGAUCACACUCGGCCAGGUGAAGGCAAACCGGUGGUGUCGGUUCUGAUGCAUCAAACUUUUGACCCUACUGACAAAGUCCUGGACACAACCUGCUGUAGCACACAGCACCCCUGUUUAAAGGAGGAAGUGCGGGUGCUUUUCCAUCAGACUUCAGGACUUCUGAAGUGCCGCAGCAACCAGGAGGCAAUGCAGACCCUCAAGACCCUCUGUGACAAGUAUGCCACUCCAGGUGGAGCAGAAGGCAAACCGGGGGUGUUGGUUCGGACGCAUUCAAACCUAGACGAAGUCCAGAACAUUAACUUUGUGAGGGAAAAACAUCCCUGCUUAAAUCAGGAAGUGCAUGAGAAGAACAAUGCAACGUCAGCUUCAGAAGAAGUCAAGCCAGUGAAUAUGUUCACCAUCAUCAUGGGUGAGACCUCCCAGGCUUUCCAGAAGCUCCUGGAGAAACUAAGUUCACAUUCACCUCGGAUCACAAAGAGUGAGGACAUAGAUGGAUGUGACGCCAUCCUUGUCAUCUCUUCAUUCCAGUCCUGGCACAGCGCUUAUAUGAAAACGGCUUUGGAAACGAUUCCAGCCCCAGACAAACCGGUGGUGUUGGUUCUGGUUCAUAAGCCUGGUUCAUUCCAACCAGGAACAAGACUUUGUGCAGAGUUUCCCACUCUAAAGGAGGAGGUGCACAUUGAGUAUAAUUACACAAAGAACCAACUACAGGAGUGUGACAUGAACCAAAAGGCCAUCGAGGACCUCAAGAAGCUUUGUGACCAUUUCUGCAGCACUGGGUGGGAGAUGAUGCAAAUGGAAAUAUAA
Messenger RNA from Knipowitschia caucasica, 1533 nucleotides. NCBI's taxonomy places the organism in Eukaryota, Metazoa, Chordata, Actinopteri, Gobiiformes, Gobiidae. The record is from the annotation of a GenBank genome assembly.